Molecule: messenger RNA, 432 nt
Organism: Hypomesus transpacificus
Lineage: Eukaryota; Metazoa; Chordata; Actinopteri; Osmeriformes; Osmeridae
Gene: rpl37
Product: ribosomal protein L37
Exons: 4
Coding region: 97-390 (97 amino acids)
Biological process (GO): translation
Cellular component (GO): cytosolic large ribosomal subunit; ribosome
Molecular function (GO): structural constituent of ribosome; RNA binding
Source: RefSeq, a predicted model, not a curated record
UGGUCUAAUUGAUGUUACACCGGAAGUACUACGGGAAUCAUUUAACGCAACACAAAUUCCUUUUCCGUCCUCUUUUCAUACAGCCACAGGAAGAAAAUGACGAAGGGGACGUCCUCUUUCGGAAAGCGGCGCAACAAGACGCACGCCCUGUGCCGUCGCUGUGGCUCCAAGGCUUACCACCUGCAGAAGUCCAGCUGCGGAAAGUGUGGCUACCCUGAGAAGCGCAAGAGAAAGUACAACUGGAGCGCCAAAGCAAAGAGGAGGAGCACCACUGGCACUGGGCGUCUGAGGCACUUGAGAGUGGUCUACCGCAGGUUCAGGAACGGGUUCCGGGAGGGCACUGCCCCCAAGCCCAAACGAGCUGCUGUGGCUGCCUCCAGCUCGUCCUAGAUGACACACUUUUGUUUAAUAAAUGUGCUGUUAAUAAGUAAA